AGCCCCGUUUGCGGCGGCGGGGAGAGCGGAGACACCUGCAGCGAACAGGAGGAGGAUAUAGCAGCCCUUAGAAGAGAGAAUGAAUCACUGAGAUCUCAAUUGCAGGCUGUGGGCUUCAGUGCAAGUUCCAAUGCUGCAAUGCACCAUCCUUGCAUAUCCCAGUGUCCUCCGGCCGUCCUCACUUCUGACUUGUUGCAGGUGGAGCGAAGUUUGCAGAGUCGGGUGGUCCAGCUAGAGUCUGAGGGGCGGAGACUGGCAGAGCAGCUGGCAGAGUCACAGACGUCUCUCAGAGAGGAGAGAGCCUCUCACACCAGAGACCGGGACAAUCUCAUAGUGCAGCACCGUGCAGAGGUGGAGCAAGUGACGAGUGAUAGGGGUGAGGCCGAGGAGAGGUGGCGGAGGGAGUGUGAGGAGUGGAGGGUGAGAGUUGGGAGGGCCGAGGAGGGGGAGAGGGAGAGGAUGGACGAGCUGAAACUUGCUGAGCAGAAACUAGCAUGUGUGACACAGGAAAAAACUGAAGUGUGUGGCCAGUUGGAGCAGGAGAGGAGUGGCCACACAGAAGAGGUGGCCUCACUGCAGCUCCAGCUGACGGCAGCCACAGACCAGAAUGAGAAGAUCCAGGGAGAGCUGGAGGCAGCGAGACAGUGUGUGCAUCGUCUGGAGUCCUACCUGGGAGGGGAGUUGCCCGAGGAGGGACUCACCUGGAGGGACGAGAGGACAGCUCUGCUGACUAGGAUACUAGAGAUGGAGGGAGAAAGAGAGAGAGGUGAGAGAGAGACUCACCUAAUGGCUGUCCGGCUGGCUGCCAUCUCUGAGAUACUCUCUCUGCAAGAAACUGCUCUGCAGGGAAAAGGAGUUGGUGCUGUGGAAAAGGCCAGAGCUGAGGAAAUAGGCUCCUCGCCAAAAGAACCAGGAGAUGGAGAUGUAGCAACUCAAGGAGGAGGGGAGGGAGGGUUGAAGAGCCUGCUGACUCUCUGGAGGGAGAAGGUGUUUGCUCUGCUGGUCCAGGCGAGACUGACCCAGAUGCAGCACGGACAAGAGCUCAUCAACACACAGGCCAGGGUGAGUGCUCUGGCAGGUGAGGUGGGAGAGAGACAGAGAGAGAGGGACCUGGUGACCCACACACUCACAGACAGAACUGCCCAACUCCAGCUACUCACCACCCAGAAUGAGGAGCUUGGUAGAUGUGUCCAGAGAGCGGAGGAGGGCUGGAUGGCCAGUCAGACUGCAGCAGAUGGUCUCUCUGAGGGUCUCCAUCUAGCCCUGACUGGGGUGGGCCAGAGGUGGGCCAGGCUCAAGUCUUGUCUCGAUGGCUGUCUCUCAAGACUCGCCAGCUACCAACAGAGAGUGGGUGUGGCCACUGGGAGAGUCGCUGCUCUCAAAGUUCUUGUUGGUAGCCAGAUGGUGCUGGGAGGAGGGAAGAUUACCAGGGACAACCCCCCGCGAGGAGAUUAUGUCAUUGCUGAGAGAUAUGAUGUCACCACUCAGACGGAGCCUUCAGAGAAAGCACAGGACCUCUCAAAGUUGCCAGUGGAGGUGUUGGUGGAAGAGGUUGUGUCACUGACGAGAGAGAGAGACAGUCUCAGUCGCCAGUUGGCCUACAGCACACUCUCCCUCCAGCAACUCACUGCUUCAGCCGCAGAGAGACAAGAUGUGUUGGAGCAGAGCUGCACGGCCCUGACUGCUGCCAACAGCUCUCUCAGAGAGGAGCUGGAGGGGGCCAGGGUAGACCUUGAUACUGUCAGGAGUGAGCUGGAAGGACACCGGGAGAGAGAGGCCCAGCUGGUCUCUGCUCAGGCCUCCCUACAAACACGUAUAGACGGAGCAGUGAUGGAGGAGAGAAGGAGGGGACGGGAGCUGUUGAGUGAGGCCCAAGCCUCACUGGAGGUGGCCCGCAGAGAGCAGACCAAGACUGCCCUCCAGCUACAGAGGUCACAGAGGAAGUUGGAGGAGGAGAGGGCAGGAGCAGUGGAGGCAGUAGAGGUGGCCAGACAGGGACUGGAGGAGGAGCUACAGAGAUGUCGAGACAGACUCAGAGCUGUCCAGGUGGAGAGGAACCUUCUCCUGGGCGAGUAAAAGCGGUGGUGUUAUGGACGUGUAUAGAGGGACCGUAGUCCAUUGUCUGAGGCCCCAGGAGAUGGAGCUACUACCAGACCACCUGAUCGGCGUGGAGAACGGGCAGAUCAAGUUUGUUGAGCCAGGGGAAAGGCUGGAAGAGCUAAAGGAACAGCAUAGCUUCACAGUCCACACUUUGCCCAACAGUCAGUUCCUGAUGCCGGGGCUAGUAGAUGCCCACAAUCACCCCUCACAGUACAGCUACACUGGAACUGGCUAUGAUCUGAGCAUUCAGCAGCGACUGGAGAUGUUCAAGAUUCCUACCGAGGCAAAGUUUGCAGACAUUGAGACUGCCAGAACAAUCUACCAAAAAGCGGUGAGGCGGAGUCUACUAAACGGCACAACCACUGCAUCUUACCUGGCCACAGUGCAUCUGGAUAGCACCAUGGAGCUCUGCAGAAUCUGCGCUGAUGCAGGUCAGAGAGUCCAUGUAGGAAAGGUGAACAUGGAUCAUGAACAGACAAAAAAUUCAACACAACACUCUGUGGAGGAGACUCGCAAGUUUAUCAAGUCUGUGAGAGAAAUGAAGAACCCACUGAUGGAGCCUGCGGUGGCCCCGAGGUUUGCCUCCACGUGUUCCCAGCCUCUGCUGAAGGCCCUGGGGGACCUGGCCAGUGAGCUGGCCGUCCCCAUCCACAGCCACCUGGGCCAGCAGAGAGAGGAGGUCACCAGACUACUCCAAGACAACCCCAGCAGCAGAAACCCCGCCCACCUCUUUGAAAUGGCCGGCAUGCUCAACUCCAGGACCUACAUGGCCCACUGUGUCUAUACGACAGAGCAAGAGGUGGAACUGUUAAGAGAAAGACAGGUUGGAGUUGUCCACUGCCCCAACUCCAACUUCAGCUUGAGGAGUGGGUGUCUGGAUGUACGUGGACUGCUGCACUGUGGAGUCACAAAGAUUGCCCUUGGCACAGAUGUAUCAGGAGGCUACACUUCCUCCAUUCUGGACGCCAUGAGGUGUGCUCUCCACACCUCCAAAGCCGUGUGUUUCAAGAAUGACGGACAGCAUUAUGACCCUUUGACCCUGCCCGAAGUCCUCUACAUGGCCACAAUGGGCGGAGCCAGUGUACUUGGUCUUGAUGCAAAGAUUGGAAAUUUCCAGGUGGGGAAGGAGUUUGACGCUCUGAUCAUAGACACUGCUGCACCCUGUGGCAAUCCAGUCUUUGAUUUGUUUGAGAACGACACAAACAAGGAUAAGGUCUCAAAGUUUUUCUAUCUUGGUGAUGACAGAAACAUUGUUAGUCGAUUUGUUGCAGGAAAGAAAAUAAUCGUCUAACUUUUUAUGCCUCUGUUUUUAUUACAUGUUGUACAGAACAUCUAUUACAGGAAAGACAAUAAUCCAUGUUGUAUUUUUAGAACUAUUAUACUACAGGUCUAUGAGACUCUAAAUCUCAAUGUCUACUGC
This is a messenger RNA of Geodia barretti, 3520 nucleotides long. The record is from the annotation of a GenBank genome assembly. NCBI's taxonomy places the organism in Eukaryota, Metazoa, Porifera, Demospongiae, Tetractinellida, Geodiidae.